AUGUCUGAAUCCGAAAACCAGGCUGCCCCUCUCCGCGUAGGCGUCGUGCUAUUCCCAGGCUUUCAAGCCCUGGAUGUAUUCGGGCCAAUGGACUGCAUCAAUGUCCUCUCAUGGAGCCACAAUGUGACCUUGGCACUUUUAUCCUCAACACUAGAACCAGUGACAACAAAACCACAGGCGGUUGCCAACGCCAUAGGUCAAAGCGUGCUGCCAACCCACACCUUUGCAACAGCGCCUUGUUUGGAUCUGCUUUUCAUCCCUGGUGGCAUCGGAACGCGCGGUUCAAGCCCAGCAAUCGAAGAAGUAAUCUCGUACAUCCGAAACGUAUAUCCUCAGCUGAAAUAUCUCAUUACGGUUUGUACGGGCUCGGGGCUUGCAGCACGAGCAGGGGUUCUGGAUGGAAAACGAGCCACGACGAAUAAGAUGGCUUGGGCUGAGAUCACCGGUUUAGCUGUGAAAGUUAAUUGGGUUCCUCAUGCGAGAUGGGUCACUGAUGGUAAUGUUUGGUCUUCAUCUGGGGUUAGUGCUGGGGUUGAUGUUACUCUUGCUUGGAUUGAAGAGGUCUAUGGUAGCGAUAUGGCGAGGAAAAUCUCGAAUAUCAUGGAAUAUACCCGGCAUGAGGACACUAGUCACGAUCCAUUUGCUGAACUGCAUGGCCUGUGA
Messenger RNA from Penicillium coprophilum, 663 nucleotides. RefSeq names its product DJ-1/PfpI family protein. The record is from RefSeq and is a predicted model, not a curated record. Lineage: Eukaryota; Fungi; Ascomycota; Eurotiomycetes; Eurotiales; Aspergillaceae. The transcript is spliced from 2 exons. The coding region runs from base 1 to 663 and encodes 220 amino acids.